Molecule: messenger RNA, 1440 nt
Organism: Trichomonas vaginalis G3
Lineage: Eukaryota; Parabasalia; Trichomonadida; Trichomonadidae
Product: ribonuclease H-like family
Exons: 1
Molecular function (GO): protein dimerization activity
Source: RefSeq, a predicted model, not a curated record
UUGAAAAAGCUGACAUACCAAACUCCGGCCCGGUUAAAGGAUGCAAUACAAGAUGUUCUUGGUCCAUUACGAUAUCUCUUGGAGUUUGCCUUGCCUUGUCUUUUCAUCAUAUUCUAUCCAGUUUACGAGUUGGUCCAUCUCCUCGAGAGAGAUGAAACGACUGCUGCAAAUACUAUUGAUCUUCUUGUGCAGUAUUGCCGUGCAUCUGAUGAAUUUUCCAAUGCAUUCUAUGUUGAAUUUACUCAAGAGAAAUACCACGAAAGGAUUCAUGAUAUUGUAGCUGAAGCUUCGAGCGCCCAAGUUUACCUUCAAAUGCGUAUUUUGGCCAGAUUUGAAGGAACUGGCAACAGAGGACUGCUUGAACUCGCAAAUUCACUGACCUUUACUGGAAGAGAACAACUUCGCCAAGCAUUUCCGGAUUUAGCUUCCGAAAAAGACGUUGAAUCCAACAUCGCGAAAUUUGUAUAUCCGAAUUACCCUAUGGAAGGAGAACUAGUUCGUGAUGUAAUUAAAGGUAUACCAGACUGUAUCGCAUUUGGAGAGACCCUUGAUCAAGAAAGGGCAAAUGACCCGAAUGCUGAAUAUCAGCCAUUAGUCGAAGAAGAAGAGGAUAUCUUCGAAGAAUCUGAUGGUGAGUCUUCAACUGAUGAGGAUUAUCACGAAGAGGAAGAAAUUGCAGAAUUUGAAGAAGUUAUUCCGGAAGGCUACCAAUCGGUUACAGCCGUAGAACCUAUAUCAGAUCAAGAAAUUGACAAUUAUAUUGCAGCAAACCAAAAUCAUUCAAAUACUAACGAUCCGGACGAUGAAAAUACUAACGAAUCUACAGAAAAUGAAGAUAAUACUAACGGAUCUGACGAUACCUCAUCGUCAGAUUUUCACGAUGGCCAGUUUGGCCCUGAAGAUGGAGUCACUUUUGAUUCAGUCUUGCAUCCACAGCUUGCACAAAGACAGCCAUAUCGCAAUGAUAAGCUGAGAUUAACUCCUCAAGCUUUAUUAAAUCCACAGGAAGAUGGAAAAACAGAUUAUGAAGGUCUUUGUGAUUUAUCAGGUAACUCGAUAGAUAAGAUGUCAAUCGCAUUAUACCAGAUUGCACAUUCUUUAGAUUACGAUGACACGCAAUAUGUAAAUCUCCUUGCUCAGUACAGAAAAUGGAUCAAAUAUGGAUUACACAGAAACAGCUUCGAUUUGAGUGAACCAGAUCCGUAUAAAUUCUGGAAAGCAUUAGUCAACAACCAGAAAUGGAAAGAGCUAGCACGUAUUGCAGUGAAAUUAUUAUCGGCUGCAGCAACGGAAGCAGCUGUUGAAAGGUUAUUCUCUUAUCAGAAGCAUCAUUUUGAUUCCCUUAGUUGCCGUGCAUCAGAAGCAUUGGUCAAAGCGAAAAUGAUUUUCUUGUACAUUUACAAUUCAAAACGACGCCGUAAUCAAAAGAAAUCUAAGUAA